AUGGCAUCAGCCCCUGGCUCCCAGGAGCAGGAAGGGCUUUUGAUAGUGAAACUGGAGGAAGACUCCGCUUGGAGCCAGGAGCUGCCUACACCCGACCGAGACUCCUGUCUACAGUCCGCUCACCUGCGCUUCCGACAGUUCCGCUUCCAAGAGGCCGCUGGUCCCCGAGAAGCCCUCGGCCGGCUCCAGGAGCUCUGCCAUGAGUGGCUGCAGCCCGAGUUGCGCACCAAAGAGCAGAUUCUGGAGCUGCUGGUGCUGGAGCAGUUCCUGAACAUUCUGCCCCCGGAGAUCCAGAGCAAGGUGCAGGAGCUGCAUCCAGAGAACAGUGAAAAAGCCGUCACGCUUGUAGAGGAUGUGCAGAGAGAGAUGGGGAGACUAAGGCAGCAGGUCACAAACCAUGGGCGGGGAACAGCAGUGCUUUUGGAGGAGCCUUUGCCUCUGGAAUCUGUCCGAGAGUCGCCGAGCUUCAAGCUGGAGCCCAUGGAGACUGAGCGAAGCCCUGGCCCCAGGCUGCAGGAGCUGCUAGGCCCUAGCCCCCAAAGGGACCCCCAGGCUGUAAAGGAGAGGGCAUUGUCUGCUCCCUGGCUUUCUCUCUUUCCUCCUGAAGGGAACACAGAAGACAAGGAAGUGACCGGGCCCCAGUUGCCAGAGAGCUUAGAGGACGUGGCUAUGUACAUCUCUCAGGAAGAGUGGGGACAUCAGGAGCCUAAUAAGAGGACCCUUGCCAGGGACACAGGACAGGAAAAUUAUGAAAACAUGGACUUACUGGAGUCUCCUGUUCUCCAUCAGGAGGCCUCGAGCACCCAGGUGGAACAAGGUGGAAAACAAUGGGAUCCUAGGGUCCAUGCUUGCAAGAUGGCCCCAAGCCCCAGAAGCCCAGCUUCAGGGGAAGAGAAGUUUGUGAACCAGGAGGAUACCACAGAGAACCACCCUGACAACACACACCCACAGGAGCUGCCUGGCCAGGCCAGAGGGGAGGUGCCCUGGAGUCCUGCACAGGGACAACCUCAUGACAGGUCAGAAGGGCACUGGGACCUUCCUGCAGAGAAUCACAUGCAGCAGUCCUCUGGUAGGACCAACAACUGCAGAGAACUAGGCCAACCAAAAGAACCACCCCCAAAGAAACUCCAUUUAUGCCCCUUGUGUGGCAAGAAUUUCUCUAACAACUCAAACCUAAUUAGGCACCAGAGAAUACAUGCAGCAGAAAGACUGUGCAUGGGGGUAGAGUGCAGCGACAUCUUUGGGGGAAACCCACGUUUUCUAUCACUACACAGAGCACACUUGGGCGAGGAGGCCCAUAAGUGCCUGGAAUGUGGGAAAAGCUUCAGUCAGAACACCCACCUCACUCGCCAUCAGCGCACACACACGGGCGAAAAGCCCUAUCAGUGUAAUGUAUGUGGAAAAAGCUUCUCUUGUAACUCCAACCUCCACCGACACCAGAGAACACACACAGGUGAAAAGCCCUACAAGUGUCCUGAGUGCGGGGAGAUCUUUGCUCACAGUUCCAACCUUCUCAGGCACCAGAGAAUUCACACAGGAGAGAGGCCCUAUAAGUGUUCGGAGUGUGGGAAAAGUUUCUCCCGUAGCUCACACCUUGUCAUCCAUGAACGAACUCAUGAAAGAGAGAGACUUUACCCCUUCUCUGAGUGCAGAGAAGCAGUGAAUGCUUGCACCCCAUUCCUUCCCAGUCACGGAGCCCCCAAAGCAGACAAGAAGCUCUUUGAAUGUUUGACUUGUGGGAAAAGCUUUGGGCAGGGUAUGCAUCUCACCAGACAUCAGAGAACGCACACGGGAGAGAAACCAUAUAAAUGUACCCUUUGUGGGGAAAACUUCUCUCACAGAUCCAACUUAAUCAGGCACCAGAGAAUCCACACAGGAGAAAAACCAUACACCUGUCAGGAGUGUGGAGACCGCUUCUCCCACAGCUCCAAUCGGAUUCGUCACUUGAGAACCCACACAGGAGAGAGACCCUAUAAAUGUUCUGAAUGUGGAGAAAGCUUUUCUCGGAGUUCACGCCUUAUGAGCCAUCAAAGGACUCACACUGGAUAG
Elephantulus edwardii (Cape elephant shrew) is the source of this 2049-nucleotide messenger RNA. RefSeq names its product zinc finger protein 263 (gene ZNF263). Gene Ontology annotation, biological process: regulation of transcription by RNA polymerase II. The coding region runs from base 1 to 2049 and encodes 682 amino acids. Gene Ontology annotation, molecular function: RNA polymerase II cis-regulatory region sequence-specific DNA binding; DNA-binding transcription factor activity, RNA polymerase II-specific. The transcript is spliced from 6 exons. Lineage: Eukaryota; Metazoa; Chordata; Mammalia; Macroscelidea; Macroscelididae. The record is from RefSeq and is a predicted model, not a curated record.